GGGCGCCCGCGGCCUCCGCACCCGGACCUGAGGUGUUGGUCGACUCCGGGCAUCCACGGUCGGGAGGGAGGGCUGAGCUGUUCGAUCCUUUACUUUUCUUCCUCAAAGUCUACCUGCCAAUGCCCCUAAGAAGAAAACCAAGUAUGUGCGUGGAGAGUGGGGCGGCAGGCAACCCGAGUUCUUGAGCUCCGGAGCGACCCAAAGCAGCAACUGGGAACAGCCUCAGGAAAGGGAGGUCGGGUGGAGUGGGCUUUGGGGCAGGAGUCAUGGGGCCCGGGCCCCGGGGACGACCUGGCGCUCCCGGCCCUGCUGAACGCUGAGUUGCGCCUAGUCGGGUUUUCGAAGAGGCCCUUGCGCAGAGCGACCCACGCGCGCGGCAGCAUCUUCGAUUAGUCAGGACAUCCCAGUAACUGCUUGAACUGUAGGAGCCAUUCCGUAGUGCCAUCCCGAGCAACGCACUGCUGCAGCUUCCCUGAGCCUUUCCAGCAAGUUUGUUCAAGAUUGGCUGUCAAGAAUCAUGGACUGUUAUUAUAUGCCUUGUUUUCUGUCAAGACACCAUGAUUCCUGGUAACCGAAUGCUGAUGGUCGUUUUAUUAUGCCAAGUCCUGCUAGGAGGCGCGAGCCAUGCUAGUUUGAUACCUGAGACGGGGAAGAAAAAAGUCGCCGAGAUUCAGGGCCACGCGGGAGGACGCCGCUCAGGGCAGAGCCAUGAGCUCCUGCGGGACUUCGAGGCGACACUUCUGCAGAUGUUUGGGCUGCGCCGCCGCCCGCAGCCUAGCAAGAGUGCCGUCAUUCCGGACUACAUGCGGGAUCUUUACCGGCUUCAGUCUGGGGAGGAGGAGGAAGAGCAGAUCCACAGCACUGGUCUUGAGUAUCCUGAGCGCCCGGCCAGCCGGGCCAACACCGUGAGGAGCUUCCACCACGAAGAACAUCUGGAGAACAUCCCAGGGACCAGUGAAAACUCUGCUUUUCGUUUCCUCUUUAACCUCAGCAGCAUCCCUGAGAACGAGGUGAUCUCCUCUGCAGAGCUUCGGCUCUUCCGGGAGCAGGUGGACCAGGGCCCUGAUUGGGAAAGGGGCUUCCACCGUAUAAACAUUUAUGAGGUUAUGAAGCCCCCAGCAGAAGUGGUGCCUGGGCACCUCAUCACACGACUACUGGACACGAGACUGGUCCACCACAAUGUGACACGGUGGGAAACUUUUGAUGUGAGCCCUGCGGUCCUUCGCUGGACCCGGGAGAAGCAGCCAAACUAUGGGCUAGCCAUUGAGGUGACUCACCUCCAUCAGACUCGGACCCACCAGGGCCAGCAUGUCAGGAUUAGCCGAUCGUUACCUCAAGGGAGUGGGAAUUGGGCCCAGCUCCGGCCCCUCCUGGUCACCUUUGGCCAUGAUGGCCGGGGCCAUGCCUUGACCCGACGCCGGAGGGCCAAGCGUAGCCCUAAGCAUCACUCACAGCGGGCCAGGAAGAAGAAUAAGAACUGCCGGCGCCACUCGCUCUAUGUGGACUUCAGCGAUGUGGGCUGGAAUGACUGGAUUGUGGCCCCACCAGGCUACCAGGCCUUCUACUGCCAUGGGGACUGCCCCUUUCCACUGGCUGACCACCUCAACUCAACCAACCAUGCCAUUGUGCAGACCCUGGUCAAUUCUGUCAAUUCCAGUAUCCCCAAAGCCUGUUGUGUGCCCACUGAACUGAGUGCCAUCUCCAUGCUGUACCUGGAUGAGUAUGAUAAGGUGGUACUGAAAAAUUAUCAGGAGAUGGUAGUAGAGGGAUGUGGGUGCCGCUGAGAUCAGGCAGUCCUUGAGGAUAGACAGAUAUACACACCACACACACACACCACAUACACCACACACACACGUUCCCAUCCACUCACCCACACACUACACAGACUGCUUCCUUAUAGCUGGACUUUUAUUUAAAAAAAAAAAAAAAAAAGGAAAAAAUCCCUAAACAUUCACCUUGACCUUAUUUAUGACUUUACGUGCAAAUGUUUUGACCAUAUUGAUCAUAUAUUUUGACAAAAUAUAUUUAUAACUACGUAUUAAAAGAAAAAAAUAAAAUGAGUCAUUAUUUUAAAGGUAAA
Molecule: messenger RNA, 2080 nt
Organism: Homo sapiens (human)
Lineage: Eukaryota; Metazoa; Chordata; Mammalia; Primates; Hominidae
Gene: BMP4
Product: bone morphogenetic protein 4
Exons: 4
Coding region: 558-1784 (408 amino acids)
Biological process (GO): positive regulation of DNA-templated transcription; positive regulation of apoptotic process; gene expression
Cellular component (GO): extracellular region
Molecular function (GO): growth factor activity; BMP receptor binding; co-receptor binding
Source: RefSeq, marked reviewed